AUGUUACAUCAAGAAAGAAGAAAAAGUGAGGAAGAGGUGCAGGAAAAAAUAGAAUACUUUGAUGGAAAGGUAGAAGAGGUGCUCACUGAUGGACGCCGAAUCAUCACUUUCCGCAACGGUACUAAAAAAGAGAUCAGCACUGACAAAAGGAUGACGACGAUUAGCUUUUUCAAUGGAGAUGUAAAGAAGAUCAUGCCAGAUCAGAGAGUGAUUUAUUAUUAUGCAGAUGCACAGACAACUCACACUGCUUAUCCAAACGGCCUGGAGGUGCUGCAGUUCCCUAAUAAUCAGAUAGAGAAACAUUAUCCUGACAGCACACGAGAAAUUGUGUUCCCAGGCCACACAGUGAAAUGCCUGCAUAGUGACGGAACCAAGGAAACUUUUUUCCCAGAUGGUACAGUAGUAAAAGUAGAAAAGAAUGGAGAUAAAAUAGUGGUAUUCAGUAAUGGCCAAAAGGAGGUUCAGACUGUGCAGUUCAAGAGGUGGGAGUACCCUGAUGGCACUGUAAAAACCGUGUACCGCAACGGCAGGAAGGAAACCAAGCACACCACCAGCCCAGCUCGAAUCAAAGACGAAGAAGGUAACAUCAUCCGAGAUGAGCAGUGA
Opisthocomus hoazin is the source of this 606-nucleotide messenger RNA. The record is from RefSeq and is a predicted model, not a curated record. NCBI's taxonomy places the organism in Eukaryota, Metazoa, Chordata, Aves, Opisthocomiformes, Opisthocomidae.